Grammomys surdaster is the source of this 901-nucleotide messenger RNA. RefSeq names its product myosin light chain 10 (gene Myl10). The record is from RefSeq and is a predicted model, not a curated record. Gene Ontology annotation, molecular function: calcium ion binding. Bases 236 to 640 code for a protein of 134 amino acids. NCBI's taxonomy places the organism in Eukaryota, Metazoa, Chordata, Mammalia, Rodentia, Muridae. The transcript is spliced from 7 exons. Gene Ontology annotation, cellular component: cytoplasm; mitochondrion.
CUAGGUCCUGUCCAGUUGACACUUGUGAAACUCGGUCCAAGUGCUUCAGCUGGCUGCCGUGUGUAUGAGGAAGAAGGAACCUCCUUGGACCGAGGUGUUCAGGUACCUGUGGCUGACACUGGUGACUGGUGACCUCUGAAAGAGGCAAAGGCUACAAGGUUUUACCUCUUUCCCCCAGGCACCCAGAAGAGCCCGGAAGAGAGUAGAAGGCACAGCCAGCUCUAACGUCUUCUCGAUGUUUGACCAGUCCCAGAUCCAGGAGUUUAAAGAGGCCUUCACUAUCAUGGACCAGAACCGUGACGGCUUUAUUGACAAGGAGGACCUGAGGGACACCUUUGCUGCACUGGGUCGCAUAAAUGUCAAGAACGAGGAGUUGGAAGCCAUGGUGAAGGAAGCCCCAGGGCCCAUCAACUUCACAGUCUUCCUGACCAUGUUUGGGGAGAAACUAAAGGGCAGCCACUGUGCUGAGCUUUUUUAUGGGUCUUCCAGGCCGCAGAGCAGAGGCCCUCUCUGGGGACAAGGCAGGGAGUGGCUGGCUGAGGCACGGACCCAGAAGAGACCAUACUGCACGCCUUCAAAGUGUUUGACACUGAAGGAAAAGGCUUCGUCAAGGCUGACUUCAUUAAGGAGAAGCUUAUGACCCAGGCCGACCGGUUCAGUGAGGAGGAGGUCAAGCAGAUGUUUGCAGCUUUCCCACCAGAUGUCUGUGGCAACUUAGACUACAGGAAUCUGUGCUAUGUCAUCACACACGGCGAGGAGAAAGACUAGAGGUGUCUCCUCCAUACCUGGAGUCAGUCAAGAUGGGGUGGGGUGGGAACCAGUGCAGGGAUAGCAUCGGUAGGGAAACAGUCUCCAUCACCCUCGGAGUCCGGGGCUGAAGCGGGAAUAAAUAACACAGAGA